Molecule: messenger RNA, 844 nt
Organism: Leptopilina heterotoma
Lineage: Eukaryota; Metazoa; Arthropoda; Insecta; Hymenoptera; Figitidae
Product: protein NDUFAF4 homolog
Exons: 5
Coding region: 245-826 (193 amino acids)
Biological process (GO): mitochondrial respiratory chain complex I assembly
Cellular component (GO): mitochondrion
Source: RefSeq, a predicted model, not a curated record
CGGUCACUCUGGAAUGCAUUUUCAUGAAAAUGGAAAAUUGCAUUCACUUGCAGAAAAGUGCAUUUGCAUUUGGUCUGAAUAAAGUGGGUUUAGGAACCCGACAUUCCAUUUAGGAUUUUUUAUAUCAGUUAAAAACGCAUGCGGUUGAUUUUUUUUUAAUUCGCAGAGAGGAGGAAGAAGUUUUCUCAGAGGUCAUGUGGAAUCUUUCAACGUGUAAAAUAAUUAUUUAUGUCAGUGAAUCAAAAUGGGCAAUGCAAUAAGAAUAGUUUUUUCCAAUGCAAUUCGACCAAUUCGAAAUAUAAAUAUUGAAAAGCGAGCGCAUAAAUUUAUUUCAAAAGAAAAACCAACUCCAGCCCCUCAAUAUGAAUCAACUUCCAGGCAAAUUGAAGUAUCGAAAAGCAUUGAUCCGGAAUUUAUGGAGAGACAAAAAAUAAAAGAUCCAACAUUGAAUAAAUAUUUAAAGGACAUUUAUGUAAAAUCUACAGAUCCAGAUACAAAGCAGGAUUCAAGUGUUAAAGAAGAUCCAUUAAAACCUCUACCAACGUCUAGAAAAACAUUUGAAUUCGAAGAUUUUAAUUAUUAUUACGUUAAUAAUAUAAAGGAAGGAAAAUGUUCUUUACAACAUUUCCAAACUUUUCUCUCAAAGAAUGCGGAAAAUAGGAAAACUUAUACGGCUGAUAUUAUUGCCGAACAGUAUAAUUUAGAUAAAAAAGUUGUAGAAAAUAUUUUAAAAUACUACAGUAUCUUUCGAAUAGAGGUAAAUAAGAAGACAAAAAAACCUUCCUCUAUGGCAUUGUUUGAAAUACCUUCUGAAAGUAAAAAAUAAAAUUUUUCUUGUUGAAAA